Messenger RNA from Lycium ferocissimum, 1418 nucleotides. RefSeq names its product caffeoylshikimate esterase-like. The coding region runs from base 216 to 1205 and encodes 329 amino acids. Lineage: Eukaryota; Viridiplantae; Streptophyta; Magnoliopsida; Solanales; Solanaceae. Gene Ontology annotation, molecular function: lipase activity. The transcript has a single exon. The record is from RefSeq and is a predicted model, not a curated record. Gene Ontology annotation, cellular component: membrane.
AUGUCUCAUAUUUCCAUUUAUUGCCCCAGCAUGAAACAGUUGGCAGGCUAAACUCCCAACUGAUCUGUACUCUUGACCAACAUAGACAUAUCAUACAUAAUUCAUAUGUGUGUAUAUAUAUCAAGGCAAAGUAGUCACAUUCAGUACCUUCAAAAUUCUUGAAAAAGACACAAACCUCAGCUAAACACACAAACAGACAUACUCACUAGUACACAAUGUCUCACCCAAUUUUCCAAUCCAAUGAGAACAGCCCUUACGGAGACAUGACAAGAGAAGAGUUUUACAAGCAGCAUAAAAUAAUUCACGAACAAAGUUUCAUGUUAAACAAACAAAACAUGAAGAUAUUCACACAAUCUUGGCAGCCUGAAUCAACUAAUCAGUUAAGAGGCCUUGUGGGCAUGAUUCAUGGCUAUACGUCCGAAAGCAGCUGGCUUUUCGAGCUAAAUGCAGUAGCCAUGGCGAAAGCUGGUUUUUUCGUCUGUGCUCUCGACCUACAAGGUCAUGGUUACUCAGAAGGCUCACCUGGUGACAUACCAAAUAUUCAACCCGUAAUCCAAGAUUGCAUACAGUACUUUGACUCUGCUCGUGUUGAUCACCCAGAGCUCCCAGUUUUCCUGUAUGGUGAGUCAUUAGGUGGUGCAAUUGCUACACUCAUAUGUCUAAGGCAAAAGACUGUAUGGAAUGGUCUGAUAUUAAGUGGACCGAUGUUUGGAGUGUCACAGAAAUACAAACCUGUUUGGCCAUUGGAGAAGCUACUACCAUUGGCCGCCUUCAUAGCACCAUCUUGGAGGAUUGUGAUCACCAAACCACCUGCAUCUAAAUCAUACAAGGAGGAGUGGAAGAAAAAAGUUGUCUUAAAAAGUCCAAAUCGCCUGGCUUCCCAGAAGCCACCAGCUGCCACUGCACUAGAGCUUCUGAAAGUCUGUGAGUAUAUACAGAGGAACUGUCAUGAACUAGAAGUCCCUUUGCUGAUUCUUCAAGGUGGGGAUGAUAAGGUAUGUGAUCCUGAAGCUGCAAAAUUUGUGUAUAAAUCGGCAGGAAGUAACGAUAAGACUAUGAAAAUUUACCCGGGAAUGGGGCACCAAUUGAUAGGUGAACCAAAUGAAAGUGUGGAGCUUGUUUUCAAUACUACGCGGUCAUGGAUUGAGGUGAGAGCAAACUUGACAAAAAUCGAAGAGAUGAUCUUAAGUUCUUCAGAUGUUUAGACACAUCGUCAGAAAUUCUCUUUUCAUGUACAACAACAUACCCAGUGUAGUCAAACAAGUGGAGUCUGGGUAGGGUAGAGUGUACGCAGACCUUACCCCCACCUUGGGAGAAGAGAGGCUGUUUCCGAUAGGCCCUCGGCAAAUUCUCUUUUCAUGUAAUAAUAAUAAAUAAUAAAAUCUACUGUAAUUACUGAUAUUGUCAGAGCAGUUUCC